CGGGCGGCGGCUUUUGGGCUCCCGUCGGCCACCGUCGGCGAAGCCCUUGGUUGCGGGAGCCGCUCGGGCUCCGGUCGGCGGCGAGGCAGGGACGGCCAGCGAGCCGAGCCUGGAAGAUGAAGCUAAAGGAAAUUGAGCGAACUGCUGUCCAGGCAUGGAGUCCAGCAAACCACCACCCCAUUUAUCUAGCAACAGGAACAUCUGCCCAGCAACUGGAUGCAUCCUUCAGUACAAAUGCCACCUUGGAAAUAUUUGAGGUUGACUUCAAGGAUCCCUCCCUGGACAUGAAGCAGAGAGGAGCACUUCCUGCCUCAAACAGGUUUCAUAAGCUGAUCUGGGGUAACUUUGGAAAUGGGUCUCCAGAGUCCUCCGGAGUGAUUAUUGGUGGCGGGGAUAACGGUGUACUGACAAUGUACAGUGUGCACCACAUCUUGACUUCAACGGGUGAGCCUGUAAUUGGGCAGACAGAAAAGCAUUCAGGUCCUGUUCGAGCUCUUGACUUCAACCCUUUCCAGAGUAACCUCUUGGCUUCUGGAGCCAAUGAUUCUGAAAUUUUCAUCUGGGACUUGAAUAACUUCAGUGUGCCUAUGACUCCAGGGGCUAAAUCACAGCCUCAUGAAGACAUCAGUGUGGUGUCCUGGAAUCGGCAGGUGCAGCAUAUCCUGUCCUCUGCUCACCCGAGUGGCAAGGCUGUGGUUUGGGACCUCAGGAAGAAUGAGCCUAUCAUCAAAGUCAGUGACCACAGUAACAGAAUGCAUUGCUCAGGAAUGGCCUGGCAUCCAGAAGUUGCAACCCAGCUAGUCCUUUCCUCUGAGGAUGACCGCUUGCCAGUGAUCCAAAUAUGGGACUUACGUUUUGCUACCUCUCCUUUGAGCCAGCUGGAAGGGCACACGAGGGGAGUUCUCUCUGUCUCUUGGUGCCAGGCUGACCCUGAACUGCUGCUGAGUAGCGCCAAAGACAACCGGAUCUUAUGCUGGAACCCAAGUAUGGGGGAGGUGGUUUACGAGUUGCCCAUUCGGAGUCAGUGGUGCUUUGAUGUCCAGUGGUGUCCUAGGAAUCCUUCAGUCUUCUCUGCUGCCACUUUUGAUGGGUGGAUCAACAUUUAUUCUGUUAUGGGUGGGAACUUAGAAGCUCAGCAGAAGACGCAGGCUGACAAGAUUUCUUCCUCCUUCAACAAUUUGGAUCCCUUUGGCACAGGACAGAUCCUCCCUCCUCUGCAGGUGCCACAGCAAGUAGCCCAGACCACCUUGAUUCCACCAUUAAAAAAGCCACCCAAGUGGAUUCGCAGGCCUGUGGGGGUUUCAUUUGCAUUCGGAGGAAAAUUAGUUACCUUUGGUGUUACCAAAGCUCCUGGACAGCAAAUGCAGCAGACUUACCCACACCAGGUAUUCAUCAGUCAAGUCACUACUGAAACUGAAUUCCUGCUCCGAUCCAGAGAACUGCAAAUGGCCUUGCAGUCGGGGAACCUCCUUGAUUACUGCCAGGGCAAGAUCCAGACAGCCAAGUUUCCGUUUGAUGAGAACCUUUGGAACUUUUUGAAGGUGACUCUGGAGCAGGAAUCCAGGACUAAACGCCUCAAGCUGCUGGGCUACAGUAAAGAGGAUCUGGAAAAAAAGAUCACCUCAUGUUUGAGUAAUGGGAUCCCAGAUAAGCAAUUCCUUCCUGAGGCAGAUGUGACAAAUGCUGCACAGCCAGAUCAGCUUUUGAUAAAUACCAGUGAUGAUGUAGCUGCUGUUUCCUCCUCUUCAGCCUUUUUUGACAACCUCAUCCCACAGAAUAUGAGCACAUUGGAGAUUCCUGUCACAGAAGAUACGGAUGGACUCAUCAGCCAGGCCCUUUUGUUGGGGAAUUUUGAGGGUGCCGUGCAGCUGUGCAUGCGAGCAGAGCGCUUUGCUGAUGCCAUCAUCUUAGCGAUCGCUGGUGGGGAGAACCUCCUAAAGGAGACCCAGAAGCGCUACUUUGCCAAGCAGAAGACAAAACUCUCCCUGCUGCUUUCCUCCAUUGUGCAGCAGAACUGGCAAGAUAUUGUUUGUACGUGUGAUCUGCAGAGCUGGAAGGAGGCGCUGGCCAUCUUGUUAACAUACUCAAAGCAUGAGGACUAUACCCAGCUCUGUGACAUGCUGGGUGCCCGCCUAGAGUCAGAGGGAGAUGCAGCCCUGUCCAAUGAUGCCUGUCUCUGCUAUAUCUCAUCAGGCAAUGUGGAGAGGUUGGUGGAAUGCUGGGUAAAAAACCAUGAGACUUCGUCACCCCUUGCCCUGCAGGAUCUCAUAGAGAAGGUGAUGGUGCUGAGCAGGUCCAUUGAGAUGCUCCGAGGCACAGCAGGACCAGCACCAGGCCCUGUCUUGGCAGAACGAAUCACCCAAUAUGCCAGUCUCCUGGCAUCACAAGGAUGCUUGGCAGCUGCAAUGGAUUACCUACCCAGCAGCUCUAAAGAGCUCCUGAUCGAACAGCUCCGAGACCGGCUUUUCCAUGCUCAAGGAGAGAAUGUGGGUGAUCAGCAGCCACCCCCUUUUCCCUACACUCGUGUCAAUGUAGGUGUCAUUAAACACCCAUCUCCAGCAGCCAAAGGUGAUUCCACUGCUGAAGGAGCAGCCCACAAAACAGGCCCCAGACACCCAGAGAAGCCCAACUAUCAGUCAUCGUUUGCCCCUUCAGCACCUUCUCAGCCUUCAGUGCCUUCCCUCUUCACGCCUCAGCCAGUGCCAGCAAUGUCUAUGACACCUCACCACAUUGCCCCUCCCCAGGUCAGCACAGGUCCACAGACAAGUGUCUAUUCCAGAGGGCUGCCGUACCCACAGUACAAUUUGGGCUUUGUUCCAGCAACCACUUCAGGGCCAGCUGUGUCACAGUCUCAGCUGUUCGGACCAGCAGGAGUCAGACCUGUUGGUCCAGCUUCCUUCCCCAACCAGCCUUCUCUGCCAGGACAGUCCAUGCCCAUGACAUCUCCUGGUGUUCCACCACCUGGACCUGCCCUCUUCACUCCAGCCUCAGUCCCAUCAUCUCAGCUUCCUGCAGCUUGUCCUCUCCCUGUGGCAAGCCAGUCUGCUCUAGGUUUCUCUUCAGCACCUUUCAACUGCCCCAUGAACAUGGGUUACCCUCAGGGAGGUCCUGGAGCUCCAUCUACUAAGCCCUUGCCAGCAGCCAGCAUUCCUCCUCCUCCUACAGGUUUCUUCCCUUGGCUAGAUCCCCAUGUGGAUCAUGCAGCUCAGGAAUCUUGGACUGAUCCUACUGCUGGAAAAGGAGGCCUUCAAAAGAAAAAGUUGCCUGAGAAAUUUACUCCUCCAGCCCCCAUCACAGCUCCAGUAAUGAGCCUGCCCGCUGAGCCCCAAGGGAUCCAUCCUCAGCUGUCCAGGUUGCAAGAAUCUGGCCAGUCACCCCCAGGAGCACCAAAGGAAGGCAGCCUGCAGUAUCACCACCUACCUGUGGAGAGGGUUGAGAGGAAGGAGGUGCCCCCUGAGCACCAGGCUCUGAAGACCACAUUUGAAGGGUUGGUGCAACGCUGCUCUGCUGUCGCCACUGAUCCGAAAACCCGGAGGAAGCUGGAGGAUGGGUUGCAGAGGCUGGAGUGUUUGUAUGAGAAGCUCCGCGAGCAGGCGCUCUCUCCAACCAUCCUCAUGGGUCUCCAUGAAAUUGCCCGCUGCAUUGAGGCUAGGAACUACCAACAGGGUCUCCUGGUUCACACCCAAGUGGUGAGCAGCAGCAGUUUCAGUGAGGUGUCUGGUUUCAUGCCCAUCCUGAAAGUCCUCAUGACCAUUGCUGGCAAGCUGAAUGUGUAAAGUGUGGAGCAUCUGGAACAGUGCAGACUGAGAGCUGGUGGACUGCGUCACCUGUUGAUGUGCUGCAGGUUGUGGAUUCUCCUGACUCUGGAGAAUUAAGUCUAUGCCAGUGCCUGGAACUGUGCUGGGCCAGCAUGCCUGGCCCCAUCCACUCUCCAGACAGCCCACUGGUGCCUGGGACUCCUGGAGACUGUUCUUUCUCUCUCUUUUCUUUCUUACUAGUCUGAGGCUGCUUCCCAGCUGAGGAAUCUCAAUUUCAGGCUGUCCAGGUUGCACAGAGAUCCUUCCUCUUCCCUAUGUCCCCAGCACAAAAGAGAAACACCUUCCCUCCUAGGCUUAUAUGGCACCUUUUUUUAGGAAAAAAACAGGGCUGGCACCCGCAGCACCACCAGACGGAGCAGCCUCAAGGCUCUAUUCCUUGCUGCAGUGUAAACUGCCUGAGUGAUAGCUGAGUGCCCUUGGGACCUAAGCUGGGGUGCCCCUGCUCUGUUGGGCUGCAGUGAGGAUCUCUCCUCUGUUCUUCCUUUCUCUUCGUGCUCAUCCUUGACUCACCCUCUCACCCCUCUGCACUGAUACCCUCCUACAACUAGGGCUAACUACCAGCCUGCUCUGGGCUAGCCUUGGUGUUCUCUCUUUUCAUAGUCAGGUCUCCUGUUUACCCCUCUAUUAUCUCUGUCCCCCCUCCUUUAUAUCUUUUACCCCAUAAGGGUAGGCUUGAGCCCUUUAUGUUUCGGGCCCAGGGUUGAUUCCCCCUUCCAACUCUUGGGACUGUUCCAUUCAGGAAUGCUAGCAGGUUGGACUGCUCUGUGCACUCUUCCCCAGAGCCAGUCACAUCCUGUUAUUGGGCUAAAAGCCAUCCUCUCUGGUUCUUGGCCUUUUUCACUUCCUUUAUGUUAGCACAGUUGUCCUUUUGCCAACUGGUGUUAUCUAAAGGCUUCAUACAUUGGGCUUUUCAGGCAGUUUAGGGGCUUUAAGAGCAGCAGGGAUUAUUCAGAUCCCAUAAGAAUCCCCUCAAGCUACUCUGACCAGCCCAGACUUGAGCAGGAGACAGCUCAUUGCUCCAAGAGUGGUGCUUUCAUUCUGCCUACAAGUAACAGAUGCAUGCAAAGGUGGUUCUCAAAAGCCCCUUGGCACUAACUAAUGGUGGUAGGAAUAUGCUGUAGGAGGUGGUGCUGUCAGGUCUCAAGGAUAUGGCUGUGCUUAGGCUUUUCAUCACUGUGGCUUUUCCUUUGGGGUAAAAUAGAUGAACAAAGCAUAUCAGUUGUAGGGAAGAAGUCUGGGAAGGCAGAUGGGAUUUUAGGGCACAUCUGUGUGUGUGUGUCUUUCCCUCUCUUCCUCCCUCCUUGUCUUCCUCUCUCUGACCCUCUUUCAUGCUUACCAGGCAGCGUAAUCAUUGGGCCUUAGCUGGGAGCAAGGCUUCUUCCCAACAUUUGGCUGCAGUGCCUGCUUCCUCUGCUUGCUGCUUGAGUGAUAAUGCCAUCGUGGGCCUGUGGCUCGGUGACUUACAUGAAUCAGACUGCUCUACCAUGAGACUUAGGAGGGAGGAGAAUCAGAGAAGGGGGGGAGAGGACACACUCAUUCUCUCCUUUCCAGGUCAAAGUGCCUCCUUGUUGCUGCUGUGUUGUUUCUAUUGCUGCAGUUUGAUGCACUGAGAUUACAGAACAGUGAAAUAAAAGCUGUGUUUUGUGAUGCUGCUAGCUUUUUUUCACCUCUAGCUACAGGGGACUUCCCUCAGUCUGCAGGGCCACCCUCUGAUAGCUGUGUUCUCAGCUUUGGUGAGGGGGGCAGUUGAGGAUGGUGGGGGGUGACCCAGAUUCUGGGCUCUGUUGGUGUGGACAGCAACUGUACUGGUGUGGUGAGACUUCAGGACUUACUUGCCCUUUAAGGCUGCAGGGUCAGAGAACUGAUCUUCUCCAGAUCACCCACCUCAGCUGUGACUGUUCAUCUCAUCAGACACAACAAGGUCCCUGAGGUUACCUUGGGGAAUUACAGCAGUGUUGGGGAUUUUACACUUGGUAUCGGGAGUUGGAAGUAUGUCAGUAAGUAAACAGAGCCCUUGAUGAGAUCCUCUCCUGUUGCAGAUCAGUGCUACACCACUGAAGCCACUUAAACUAGGACGAGAAUUUGACCUAUGUGGAAAUCAGGUUUAUACCAUUGAAUUGUCAGUUCUUAUCAUUAGUUAAUGUUGGCUGAUUUCAUUUAAGCUUUCAAGGAGGUAAGAAGGCUGAAGUUGAAACAUCAGCACUAAGAUAGUCAGGGGAGAUCCAACUAGCUCUGCAAAAAGACUAAUGUAAUCUCAAAAAAUUUUGUUUUCUUUUUGCUGUCAGCCAGCACACAUGAAACUCUGAAGUAAGCAGGACUGUAUUACUUGGCUUGUGGUUGGAGGAUUUGGGAGGAAGUAAAGGUUGAGGAAGACUGUUGGGAUGGGGAGGAUUUGAAGGGCCAUUGCUGGGAAGGAACCAGGGCUUAUGAAAGUUCUGUGGUGUUAUGGACCCAGCACACGCAUUCAGGGAAAACCAGCCUUUGUUAGUUCUGCUGCUGGCAGAGGCAAACUCCAAGUGUAAGGGAGAGCUUUUGCAGCCUGGUCUGGGAGUAGUUAGCAACCAGUCUGGCUUCCUAGCUGUCCCCUACCAGGGAGACGGAAGCUGAUUUUCAAAGGCAGCACUUGUGUUAUGAGCCCUUCAGAUGCUGUACAAGUGAGCUGGUAGCCCUGGAGGUAACAUUUGCUUAACAAGUAUAUAGGGGAAGUCCUAGCUUUCUGAGAUCAUUUAACAAGCCUGGUAUUUCUUAGAUUGUGCCUUUCUGGAUCCAGUUAUAGUACCCUGUGCAGUCCAGCCCCUCUCUUUCUUUUAACUCAGGCCACUUGGACCUCCGAGAAAUAAGCAUGUUUUCCAUGUAUUUCUCAGAUGCAUUUGACUAUAGUUCCCUCCAGCACGCACAGCUCCGGCUACCCGUGGACUCAUGCAGAGACUGGCUAUUUAUCCUGCCUUUGCUUGUGAGUCCUUCCUGCUUGCCCCUUUGUCCCGCUGUUGCUCAGUUCUGCUUCAGGUUUACUCCAGUGAGCAGGGUCCCUAAACUCUUGGUAGGGAAACCAGACAGGGGGAAGCAAGGUGACCCAUUCGAGGGUCUUUGAGAGGCUUGUGGUAGAAGCUCUGUGGCCCUGGUGCAUUAUAUGGUCUUGCAAACCCCACUGAAAAACGCUCCUCUAUUUUAUAGCACUGUCUCAGCUGGCUGGUAACAGCUUCUGGUCUAUGGACAGCAGCUCCUCAGCAUUGCCUCCUCCCAUGUGGGCAUAUGCUACCACAGCAUCCCUGUGCAUCUCGACAGAGAAAUCAUUUCUGUUGGGUGAGAAGGCCUUUGGGUUGACAAAGAAUUGGGGAGGGGGGGCAGUAGGAAAGAUCCCUGGGCACAGAGAACAGAGCUCUAAUCCUGUUGCCGAUAACAUCAUGUCUGCAGGCUAGGCUUGUGUGUGUUUCGGGGAGCUGGAGGGGCAGAGAUUGUUAGGCAGUAUUUGUUUGUAAAGCCACUUGCUCUGAAGAUAAUGCUUGCACUAACUUCUAUUCAGGGAGCAGUGUGAGUCCCCACAAAGUCCUUUCCCAAAGUGUCUUUGAAGCCAAGAACCCAUUGAAAAGAAGAAAGGCCAAGAGAGGGGAUUAGUUUGUUCAGCAGCUGUGAAUUUCAGUGGGAGGCUGAUGAACUCCAAAGUCUUUGUUGAGAUGUUUUUUGUAAGGAGCCCUGCUGGAGGGAGAGACCCACACAGGGGCUGGGGCCUUAGACAAGAAGGAAUCCGAAGCGGCAGGGAGCUGUAAACGGGCCACAAGGACUUUUCCCAAACACUUUUUGGAAAAGGUGUUGUGAAGAGAGUGGAGGGGGAUUAGCAUGUGAAAUGACACUUUCCAUUGACUCCACAGAGGGGAGGGGAAAAGGGCUGGCUGGCUGAUUUAUUAGCAUUUUGUUCCCUUCUCUAUUCUGCUUCCCCCCAGCAGUCCCCCUCCCCUUGCUCCCCUCCUCCCUGAGCCCUCUAAAGAGGUUUGGAUUGGAAAAGGGAGCGGGGGGCUGCCUGUUUGUGUGUCAUCUGGGCGAAGGUGACCACCUGGGAAGCUGAAUGUAAAUAUUUCUCCUCUGAGGAAUGCGCCUUCAUUAAACCGAAAUGAAUACAUGGAAGCAUCCAAUCCUGCCGCACAAUGGCAGCAGGGCCUUUACCGCUCGGGGCUCCUUGCGCCGGGGAGGGGGGACCCUGAGGACCCGACCUGCUGCUGAGGUCAGCACAUUUUGCAGCUGCGGUGUCACCAUGUUCACCCAGAGAAAGGGGCAUGCGGCAGUGGGGCUUGUGUUUGUAAUGCUCCCCACAUGGCCCCUGCACCAACAGGAGUCACCGUGCCCAGCGGGCACAUCCUGGGCUCUGCCAUGGCCUUCACAGGCAAACAUAUGGGGCAGUACUGUCAGUAGGGGGGGGAUGGGGUAGCACAGCCUGCCCUGUGCUGAGUGAGGAGGAAAUAGGAAACGGCUUCCACAUCUCCUUAUGCUUCCAGCUGGCCAUGGAAUGGCGGACACACAGGGGCAAGGGGGUAUAAGCUGUCCUCUGCCUUGCAAAUGGUCCUCAAGCCAGCUCGUGCUGGAGCUUUCCCUGUUAAGUGACAGGCUUUUGCCACCUCUUUGCUUUCCUGCCCAAGCAUGCAUUCCCACCACAGGGACAUAGAAUCACAGCAUCAAAUAGGUUGGAACAGACCUUUAAGAUCAUCAAGUCCAACCAUCACCCCAGGACUGCCAAGUCCACCACUAAACCAUGUCAGUGGGUUGAGGCACUGCUGACAGAAAAGCAAGGGGUAGGAUCCCCAUAUUAAUAAGAACCUUUCCACAAACAGCUGAUGGUUUGUGUGUGAAGGGGAAGUGUUUCAGGUUUCCCUGAGAAUAGGCCAAGAUUGCUGCUUGCAACUUAUGAAGGGCCAGAUUGACAUGAAUGCUCUGCUCUGGUGAGACCCCAGCUUGCCCUAGGUCCAAAUUGCCACCCCCAAUGAAGUAGUCCUAGGCUCAAGGGGGUAUUUGAUAACUAAGAGAGACAUACAGACUGCUGAGUGUCUUUAAUGUAUCAUCUCUAAAGUGGGCAACUGGGCCCCUGUCUGCCCCCCUACAACCCCCUUUCCUCUUGACACUUGCAUUGCAGUUGGAUGUAACCUCAAGCGAGCUUAAGGAAAGAGCAGGCCCUUUUUCCUCCUGGUAGGGGC
Molecule: messenger RNA, 9001 nt
Organism: Strigops habroptila (Kakapo)
Lineage: Eukaryota; Metazoa; Chordata; Aves; Psittaciformes; Psittacidae
Gene: SEC31B
Product: SEC31 homolog B, COPII coat complex component
Exons: 27
Coding region: 117-3776 (1219 amino acids)
Biological process (GO): intracellular protein transport; COPII-coated vesicle cargo loading; endoplasmic reticulum organization
Cellular component (GO): endoplasmic reticulum exit site; COPII vesicle coat
Molecular function (GO): structural molecule activity; protein binding
Source: RefSeq, a predicted model, not a curated record